Esox lucius (northern pike) is the source of this 1145-nucleotide messenger RNA. RefSeq names its product autophagy related 3 (gene atg3). Gene Ontology annotation, molecular function: Atg8-family ligase activity. The record is from RefSeq and is a predicted model, not a curated record. Bases 130 to 1092 code for a protein of 320 amino acids. The transcript has 12 exons. Gene Ontology annotation, biological process: autophagy of mitochondrion; autophagosome assembly; nucleophagy. Gene Ontology annotation, cellular component: cytosol; cytoplasmic ubiquitin ligase complex. Lineage: Eukaryota; Metazoa; Chordata; Actinopteri; Esociformes; Esocidae.
AAAUGACGAGUCAUGUGAUCUGUUGCUGCCAAACGCAGAGGCUUGUUUUGGUCUGAACAACCGCAAACCGACGGUCCUUAAGCGUUUGAACAGCUUCGGAUCAGUUAGGGUGACAAUCCAAUAGCUAACAUGCAGAACGCCAUUAAUUCAGUAAAAGGCACGGCCCUUGGAGUUGCCGAGUUUUUCACUCCAGUAUUGAAGGAAUCUAAAUUUAAGGAGACCGGAGUUAUUACACCAGAAGAGUUUGUAGCUGCUGGAGAUCACCUGGUUCACCACUGCCCGACAUGGAAAUGGGUGUCUGGGGAAGAGGAGAAGGUGAAGCCCUAUUUACCCAAGGAUAAGCAGUUCCUAUUAACUCGUAACGUUCCUUGCUACAAGCGUUGUAAACAGAUGGAGUAUUGUGAUGAACUGGAGGCCAUCAUAGAGGAAGAUGAUGGAGAUGGAGGAUGGGUUGACACUUAUCACCACUCAGGUGUGGGGGGAAUCUCAGAGGCUGUGCGAGAAAUCUCAUUGGACAAUAAGGACAAUAUGAACAUGAAUGUGAACUCUGGUGCUAGUGGGAAUGGUGGUGGUGGUGGUGACGACGAUGAUGAUGAAGAUGAGGAGGCUGCAGAUAUGGAAGAGUAUGAAGAAAGUGGCCUUCUGGAAACAGAUGAGGCUACCCUGGACACCAGUAAAAUUGUGGACUCCUCAAAAUCCAAAGCAGGAGAGGCUGGGAGUGAUGACAUCCUGCAAACUCGAACUUAUGACCUAUACAUCACAUAUGACAAAUACUACCAGACUCCUCGGCUUUGGCUCUUUGGAUAUGAUGAGGACAGACAACCUCUGACAGUCGAUCAGAUGUAUGAGGACAUCAGCCAGGAUCAUGUGAAGAAGACUGUGACCAUUGAAAACCACCCCCACCUGCCACCGCCUGCCAUGUGCUCUGUGCAUCCCUGCAGACAUGCUGAAGUGAUGAAAAAAAUAAUCGAAACAGUUGCCGAAGGGGGUGGAGAACUUGGAGUUCAUAUGUAUCUGUUGAUUUUCUUAAAAUUUGUCCAAGCUGUCAUCCCCACAAUAGAAUACGAUUAUACAAGACACUUCACCAUGUAACUCCACUAUAGAGAGUUUAACGGAUACUCCUGCAAAAACCUUUUGAGUGUUGA